Tachysurus vachellii is the source of this 2991-nucleotide messenger RNA. RefSeq names its product solute carrier family 5 member 7a (gene slc5a7a). Lineage: Eukaryota; Metazoa; Chordata; Actinopteri; Siluriformes; Bagridae. The transcript has 9 exons. The record is from RefSeq and is a predicted model, not a curated record. Gene Ontology annotation, cellular component: perikaryon; dendrite; plasma membrane. Bases 155 to 1930 code for a protein of 591 amino acids. Gene Ontology annotation, biological process: neuromuscular synaptic transmission; transmembrane transport; synaptic transmission, cholinergic. Gene Ontology annotation, molecular function: choline:sodium symporter activity.
GGACUGCCUCCUUACUGAAGGCGGACACUGCGCUCUCUGCGUCAGCGCGCACCGCACAACUCAUUCAUUUCCCCCAGACGGUGCCUGGUGUUUGUCUGGUACUCCUGCAUAAAGUCUCUUCCAUGUCAUUGAGGUGUUCAGAAGUGCAGUGAAGAUGGCCAUCCAUGUGGAAGGGCUGGUCGCGAUCGUCAUCUUCUACUUGCUGAUCCUCGGUGUGGGAAUAUGGGCAGCCUGGAAGAACAAGAACUCCGGCGUGGAGAGGGGAACGGACCGCAGUGAGACCAUCAUGGUCGGAGGAAGAGACAUCGGACUGUUUGUGGGAGCGUUUACUAUGACUGCUACAUGGGUUGGAGGUGGAUAUAUUAACGGCACAGCUGAGUAUGUGUAUCUGCCCGGUUUCGGCUUGGCCUGGGCGCAAGCGCCAUUUGGAUACGCCAUGAGUCUCGUACUUGGCGGCCUGUUCUUCGCCAAGCCCAUGCGCUCCCGCGGCUACGUCACCAUGUUGGACCCUUUCCAGCAGCUGUACGGAAAGCGCAUGGGCGGCCUGCUCUUCAUCCCCGCGCUCAUGGGGGAGAUCUUCUGGUCGGCCGCCAUCUUAUCAGCCCUCGGAGCAACGCUGAGCGUCAUCGUGGACAUCAAUAUUAACAUGUCAGUCAUCAUUUCGGCCCUUAUCGCCAUUUUCUACACCCUAAUUGGCGGUGUUUACUCAGUGGCCUACACAGACGUGGUUCAACUCUUCUGCAUCUUUGUGGGAUUGUGGAUCAGUGUACCGUUUGCACUGUUGAACCCUGCUGUGUCUGACAUCGGCCUGACUGCAGUGAAGGAGCUCUACCAGGAUCCCUGGCUGGGGUCGAUCGAAAGCACAGAUAAAUGGAUGUGGGCAGAUAACUUCUUCCUUCUGAUGUUGGGGGGAAUUCCCUGGCAGGUCUAUUUUCAAAGGGUUCUUUCUGCCUCUUCAGCUACCUACGCUCAAGUCCUGUCCUUCCUGGCUGCCUUCGGCUGUAUCAUUAUGGCCAUACCCUCCGUCCUGAUUGGAGCUAUUGGGGCCUCCACAGACUGGAAUCAGACAACCUAUGGGCCGGUCCCUCCCAUGAAGAAAGACGAGUCAGAAAUGAUUCUUCCAAUCGUGUUGCAGUACCUGUGCCCACCAUACGUGUCCUUCUUUGGUCUGGGGGCAGUGUCUGCUGCGGUGAUGUCAUCAGCUGACUCAUCCAUCCUUUCAGCCAGCUCCAUGUUCGCUAGGAACAUCUACCAACUGGCCUUCCGCCAGUCGGCAUCAGACAACGAGAUAGUCUGGGUUAUGCGGAUCACCAUUUUUGUUUUUGGUGCUCUGGCAACAGCCAUGGCUCUCCUGACAGGUACAGUGUAUGGACUCUGGUACCUAAGCUCAGACCUGGUCUACGUGAUCAUCUUCCCACAGCUCAUCAGUGUCCUGUUUGUGAGAGGUACCAACACGUACGGCUCGGUGGCUGGCUACUUCUUCGGCCUGAUUCUGCGCAUCGGUGGUGGUGAGCCUUACCUCAAACUACCCCCUUUUAUUUAUUACCCGGGAUGGUACGUUAUGGAAAAGGUGCACCACAGCACAGGGGAAGUAGAACAUCUGAUAAUGCAGAGGUUUCCGUUCAAGACGGUCUCCAUGCUGGCAUCCUUUCUGGGCAAUGUGGCCUUCUCCUAUUUGUUCAAAUAUUUGUUUGAGAGUGGCAAAUUGUCGGCCAAGUACGACUUUCUGGACGCGGUAGUGGCCAAGCACAGCGCUGAAAUCAUGGACAGGACCACACUAGUGAACAGGAAUGUUAUCGGGCUGAACGAGAUGGCACCAGUCCGGCCGCGUCUCAGCGUCACUUUGGCCAGCACCUUCAGUAGGAAGGAAACCCUCACUGAAGAGGAGGAGGACUCCAGCCCAGAGUCUCCUAGUCAUGAAAAUGAGUAAUGACUACUACCUUUUCAAUUAGGACUAUGGCCAUGAUGGGAAGGACAGCACCUCGUUAGAUGAAUGUCCUUGACAACGGAUGAAAAUGGACAGUUUACUUUAACCCUAUGUAUUGGAUUUUCCAUUGCUGCAACAGGAUAAACCAGAACGGCAAAACCAGGAGCAAGCAUGGAAAGCAGUGUGACAUAUUACAUGAUGUAUUACAUCAUUCCAAUGGGAAGCAGUUUUGCUGAAAUUUCAGUACACUUCAGUAUGGUAUGUAUAAUCCAUGAACUCAUUUUGCUCCUCAUGCUCUGAGGGUAAACUCUAGAUACUGUGACUUCAAGAUUCCCAUUGAGGCAAUAUUUAUUUCUCUGAACCUUAACCUAGAUCAGGACGUAUUUCCAAAACCUAAACAAAAUAAAAACAUUAGCAUUAGCAUACAGAGGUUUAAGGACCGUAUAGCCGAAAACAGAGUCCCAUGUUAUACAGUAGACCAUCGUUCAUAGCAUCUUAUCAUCUUGUAAUUCAAAUGUAUAAAAAUAGAGUUAUUAGCUGUUCCAUUACUCUAACAAAUUGUUUCAGUCCCAUUCAUGAUAUAUGAUAUAUGGCAUAACUGUGAGAUAAUUACACAUCCAGUAUAUUCAUAUUUGUUGUGUAAAAAAUGAGAACAGAUAUGGGGAACAAUCGCCUUAACUAGCUGCGACUUCAAAUAGAAAUUUCAAAUGGUUCCCUGCUCCCUACCUAGUGCACUAUAUAUCAGUUGCAGGUGCCAUUUCAGCUUGAUAUUAUGCAAACGGUCUGGCAGCCACUUUGUUAUAAAAGGAAGUCGCUGCUGUAAAAGACUCGUAAAGGAUACGUGCUGUGAUAUUUUAUCUGCAAACUCAUAAUUACUGUGUCUAGUCUGAGGUGAAGUCAGUGUUUAUUUGUUGUCUUUUUGCAAACAGAUUUGUGUGUGUGUGUGUGUGUAUGUGAUGUGUACAUAUAUACUGUAUAUAUUAAUAUAUUUUAAAAGUGUACAAAUUCAUAAUUUUAUUUUACAGUGUUGGUAGAGUUACUUGAAUCAGUGAGAAAAAAAGGUU